UUGCAAACCCAAUGAGUCAACCGAGUAUCUUAUUCCAUAUAAGCAAUUAAUGUUAGUCACGUGUAUAAUAUUUUGUCAGAAAGAUACCGGUUUUAUGUUAGCUUAAAAUAGCCACAAAUAUCUGAUUCUAAACCGAGCAAAAACACUGCAUUUGCUCUACAGUUUUUCAGUGACCAAUCUAGUGCUUAAAAUUAAUUACUAAGUAAAAUAGAAUCAUUAAUCAUUAAUAAACAAUUUUAAAAUUGGACCACAGUUACUGGCUAGAUAAUAAUAGCAAAGUUUGUGCAGACUUAUGAGCCGUUUCGAUUGCUUAUCGAUCUUUUAAAGCUCUAAGUAUAAAAUUUGUAUAAGAGAGAAGUCGAAAGAAGAGGAGUAGGCUUGAGAGCAGCAGGGCAAACCAAGUAUUCAAUAAUCUCCCAUAAUAUAGCAUCUAUAUUAAUACGUAAAUACGAAUGUGGACACAUGUAGUUUGAAUACAAUUUUUUUUGUUUGUCUGUAUGUUUGAGCUGAGUAAUGGGGUUUUACUUGAUCUUCGCAAUGACGGUGCGUAUAAAACCGGCAGUGAAAAUAUAAUUUACGAUGAGUUAAUCGCAGAAGGUUGUCGCGGAUUAUCGCAUGCUGCCAAAUAAUAAACGCAUACACAGAUUUAUUUGCAUACGAAAUAGGGAAAUUAGACACAGAUAAACAUGAAUUCUAAAUUAAUCAUAUUGUGUAUUUGUGUUCAAAUAUGCGCGUUGGCGAGUGGGCGUCCCCAACAGUGGCAGGGUCCAAUUUUUUCGAAUCCAUUUUUGCCGGACCGUCCUGGUGCCGGUACUACGACUACCACUCCUGCACCGCCCGCCUCUGCGACAACAGUGCCUUCACCAGGCUAUCUAGCUUGUUUGAGGGAUUGUCCCACCACCAUGGAAUACAAUCCUGUUUGUGGUAGCGACAGUCAGAAUUAUCACAACCAAGCUCGUCUGGACUGUGCCGCACGUUGCGGUCAAGAUGUUGUUUUGGUACGCAUAGGAACCUGUUUUCCCUUGGCUUAAAUGGCUGAGAGUGCGUUUUUAACGAACAUAAAUUUCAUCCGAAACGUUAAAUAAAAUUUAUAUUCAACUAAAUCGAAAGUAAUGUUAAAUUCAAAUAGGCUUUCCUAUUGGCCUAUUGGCCUAUUGGCCUCCUCUGGUAGAUUAAGUUUGAGACUGUUUCGCUUAUAAAUAUUCACUCACACAUAGACAUUAUUGAGUUGAUGUUUAUUAUUCUUUAUUUUUGGGAGUCUAAUUAAUUUUAUGGAAUUUAUAAUUAAUAUUCACUGAAAUUUAAACAAAUAAUAUAAUUAUUUAUACAAA
Bactrocera oleae (olive fruit fly) is the source of this 1331-nucleotide messenger RNA. RefSeq names its product Kaz1-ORFB (gene Kaz1-ORFB). The record is from RefSeq and is a predicted model, not a curated record. Gene Ontology annotation, molecular function: serine-type endopeptidase inhibitor activity; protein binding. NCBI's taxonomy places the organism in Eukaryota, Metazoa, Arthropoda, Insecta, Diptera, Tephritidae.